This is a messenger RNA of Patella vulgata (common limpet), 3452 nucleotides long. Its product is annotated as DNA replication licensing factor mcm4-A. Gene Ontology annotation, molecular function: single-stranded DNA helicase activity; single-stranded DNA binding; ATP binding. Gene Ontology annotation, cellular component: nucleus; MCM complex. The coding region runs from base 89 to 2740 and encodes 883 amino acids. Gene Ontology annotation, biological process: DNA strand elongation involved in DNA replication; mitotic DNA replication initiation; DNA replication. The transcript has 16 exons. NCBI's taxonomy places the organism in Eukaryota, Metazoa, Mollusca, Gastropoda, Patellidae. The record is from RefSeq and is a predicted model, not a curated record.
UCCAGCCACGUGACUUUUUUGUGUACAACUAUUUCGCGGGAAACACUGAGCUGGGUCUUGAUUAAAUCAUUGAAAACUCUCUUCCACGAUGUCGUCCCCAGCAACUACCCCAAGAAGACGAAGCAAACGCGGUCGAAGUUCGGAGCCUGGAAGUCCAAACACUGAAAAUGAUGUUCAGAAAUCUCCUUCAAGAAGAAGUUCACGAUCUGCAACAACGACCCCUUCUUCAAAGGGAAGUACCAAGAAGAGAAGAGUUGAUGCAUCUCCUGGAAGUGAACUUGCUCCCAUGCCCUCAUCUCCACCUUCAGGUGUCAGAGAAGAAUCAUUAUUUUCAAGUCCCAAAGGUGGAAUUCCUACAAGUGAAAUUGACUUAAGUUCCCCCUUGAAUUAUGGAACACCAAGUUCUAGAGGACCACAUACACCAAGAACACCUGGUAUUGGUGCUACACCCAUCAGGCAGAGACCAGAUAUUAGAUCAACCAAAAAGAUGAAACAAGUAGCCAUUGGUGGAUCUGACCCUUCUGAACCUACCAGAGUUACAAGUGAGAUCAGUAGUGACCCAAAUGCUGGACCACAAUUGGUUAUAUGGGGUACAGAUGUGGUUGUAAGUCAAUGCAAAGAAAAAUUUCGUCGCUUCAUUACCAAAUAUAUUGACAGAAAUAGUGUGGCAGAUGAUGAACAGUUUGAAGGAAUGGAUAUUAGUGAACCUUACUAUUUACAGAGGUUAGAUGAGAUUAAUGUUAUUGGAGAACCAUUUUUGAACAUAAAUAGUGCUCAUUUGAAAGAAUUUGAUGCAGAUUUAUAUCGACAGUUGGUCAAUUACCCUCAAGAAGUUAUUCCGGCUUUUGACAUGGCCAUCAAUGAAAUGUUCUUCGACAGAUAUCCAGAUACAGUUUUAGAACACCAGGUCCAGAUACGAACAUUUAAUGCUGAAAAGACAAAGAACAUGAGAUCGUUGAAUCCCGAAGAUAUUGAUCGUCUGAUAACAAUUGGAGGAAUGGUGAUUAGAUUGUCUCCCUUGAUUCCUGAAAUGAGGGAAGCGUUUUUCCAGUGUAAUGUUUGUGCUUUUACUGCUACAGUAGAAAUUGAUCGUGGUCGUAUAUCAGAACCCACACUAUGUUCUCAUUGUAAUACUAAUCAUUCAUUUACUAUGAUACAUAACAGAUCUCAGUUCAGUGAUAAACAGAUGAUUAAAUUACAGGAAUCGCCAGAUGAUAUGCCACCAGGACAAACCCCCCAUACAGUUAUAGUUUAUGCUCACAAUGAUCUGGUUGAUAAAGUACAACCUGGAGAUAGAGUAACAGUUACUGGUAUAUACAGAGCUACACCAUUACGUGUGAAUCCCAGAAUGAGAAAUGUCAAAUCAGUUUAUAAAACUCACAUAGAUGUUAUUCAUUUCCGUAAAAUAGAUGAUAAAAGAUUGCGUGAAGCUGGUGAUGAUGGAGAUGAAAGUAAAGAGGUACAAAGAAUGAGUCAAGAUAGAAUUGAUAUUAUUAAAGGGUUAGCCAAGAAGCCAGAAAUAUAUCAACAACUAGCUCGAGCUAUUGCACCUAGUAUCUAUGAAAAUGAUGAUAUCAAGAAGGGAAUAUUACUUCAAUUAUUUGGUGGCAAUAGGAAAGAUUUCACAAGCUCAGGUAGAGGAAAUUUCAGAUCUGAGGUAAAUAUAUUAUUGUGUGGUGAUCCUGGUACAAGUAAAUCUCAACUAUUACAGUAUGUAUUUAAUCUUGUACCUAGAGGACAGUAUACAUCUGGUAAAGGUUCUAGUGCUGUAGGUCUUACAGCUUAUGUUACUAAAGAUCCUGAAACAAGACAACUUGUACUACAGACUGGUGCUUUAGUAUUGAGCGAUAAUGGCAUUUGUUGUAUUGAUGAAUUUGAUAAAAUGAAUGACAGUACCAGAUCUAUACUACAUGAAGUUAUGGAACAACAGACACUGUCUAUAGCUAAAGCUGGUAUAAUUUGUUCUUUGAAUGCCCGAACCUCCAUAUUGGCUGCUGCUAAUCCAGUUGAAUCACAGUGGAAUAAAAAUAAGACCAUCACAGAAAAUAUUCAACUUCCUCACACCUUAUUAUCAAGAUUUGAUUUGAUAUUUAUUAUGUUGGAUCCUCAAGAUGAAUUAUACGACAGACGAUUAGCGGGCCAUCUUGUCUCUCUGUAUUUCCGUAGUGAGAAAGAAGCUGAAGAAGAACAACUUGAUAUGACAAUACUGAAGGAUUAUAUCACUUACUCAAAAGCUGAAGUACAUCCCAAAAUCGGAGAAGAUGCUGGUCAGGCUUUUAUACAAGCUUAUGUUGAAAUGAGACAAGUUGGUAGUAGCAGGGGUCAGGUUUCAGCUUAUCCUAGACAGUUAGAAUCUCUCAUCAGAUUAGCUGAAGCCCAUGCUAGGAUGCGACUAUCAAAUACUGUUGAAGUUGCUGAUGUUGAGGAAGCUAGACGGUUAUAUAAAGAAGCUUUAAAACAAGCAGCUGUAGAUCCAUCUACUGGUAAAAUAGAUAUCACAAUUCUAACUACUGGUAUUAGUGGUGCUGCUAGGAAACGUAAAGCAGAAGUAGCACAAUGUCUCAAAAAACUUAUUACUGAAAAAGGCAAAGUUCCAACAUUGAAAUACCAGCAGCUAUAUGAACAAUUCCGUGAAAGAUCUGAUUUUCCUGUCACCAAAGAUAUGUUUGAUGAUGCACUGAAAGAAUUACAAGAUGAAGACUAUCUCAUUGUAACCAACAAGGUUAUUCGAUUGUGCUAAAACUUGAUUAAAAGAUAUUUGAGAUACGAUACUGGAGAAGGAUGUUAAUGUCUAGUGCUACUGUUUUGUAGAUAAUACAAGAGCAAUAGUGGUUUUGUAAUAUUGUGCAGAAUAACUGAUGUAUAUACCUCAAUGUAGAAAUUGUUCAUAAUUGAUGUCAGUAACAAAUAAAACCUUAUAAAACACAAUUUUGAUAAGCAACAUUAAUUUUGCUUCUUGUUAAUAUAUAUAUAUAUUUGUACAUAGAUAACUGAUGAAGAUAACCAGAAUUGUGUUCAAAGAUACCAGAUUUGCAUUUAAAGUUUACAUUUUCAUUGCAUCUUGGAUAAUUCUCUUUUUAUCUGAAAUGUAAUGGUGUAAAACUUGGGAUUUGGAUUUUUUUAUUAUAAUAAUAUAGGAAUUUAUUGAUUAACCAUAUUGAUCAAGUAAAUCAUUAAUUAUUUCAUAUUGAUCAUGUAAAUCAUUAUUUCUGGACAAUCUCAUUUCUCCAAUAUGUUAUAUGAAUAUGAUGAAAUUUGUAAGAUGUAAAUACAAAAAUAAACCAUGAUGUGGUACAUUAUUUUAUUGUCACUAUGUGUUUCACAAUAAAUGAAAUAUGUUUGACAUGCUAAAGGAUGGAUGUAGGAGUAAAUUGUCAUCCUUGUCCUGGGCAAAAUUCUUGAUCAAUGUUAUAUAGAGAACUGUAUCAAAUUUCAGAGUUGUUCUUCAACAU